This is a messenger RNA of Penicillium salamii, 1746 nucleotides long. The record is from the annotation of a GenBank genome assembly. NCBI's taxonomy places the organism in Eukaryota, Fungi, Ascomycota, Eurotiomycetes, Eurotiales, Aspergillaceae.
AUGUCUGUCAAAGAUGGAGCACAUUUCGACUUCAUUGUUGUUGGAGGGGGCACGGCAGGCAGUAUGGUUGCCUGUCGUCUGGCGGAGAACCCCCGUGUCAAAGUUUUAAUCGUCGAGGCUGGGGUCGGCAACGCAAUCAAUAUCCCAGAGAUAAGAACUCCAUCCGGAGCAAUGGAGUUGAGAAACAGCCAGUACGACUGGGCUUACAAAACGACCCUCAUUAAACGCGAUGAUUAUGAGCGGGUCGAGAAACCUAACACCCGUGGAAAAAUCAUCGGUGGAAGCUCCUCGAUCAACUAUUUCACUUGGGCCCCUGGGAGCCGAGGCACUUUCGACAUGUGGGAAGAAUACGGUGGUAAAGAAUGGAUGUGGGAUAGUCUUCUUCCUUACCUCCGCAAAAGUGCUACUUACCACGAUGACAGUGGUAUGCAUCCGCCUGAGCUCAAGAACAUCGGCAGUGGGGGUCCAAUCAAGAUUUCCCACUCCGAGUUGAUUCCCGAAAUGUCACCCUUUCGCGAUCUUCUGACGAGAGGCUGGAAGUCUACGGGGAAACCCGUGACUGAAAAUAUUUUUGACGGUGAAAUGCUGGGUCUGACACACAGUGUGAACACGAUCUAUAAGGGCCAGCGAUCGGGAAGUUUCCUAGGCCUUGAAAACAAACCAAAUAUCACUAUAUCGGCUUUAAGUCACUCCAGGUGCCUUAUCAUUGACAAAGCCGACCACUCCUGCAAAGGGGUCAUUGUCAGUACUUCUUCUGGUGAAGAGCGCAGCUUCUAUGCCACCCGAGAGGUUAUCGUAUCCGAGGGGGUCUUUGAGAGCCCCAAGCUGCUAAUGUUAAGCGGGAUUGGUCCCAAGCAUGAGUUGGAGCGCCAUGGUAUUGAAUUGAUCGUCGACUCUCCUCAUGUAGGCCAACACCUGCUCGACCACCCCGGCGUACCGUUUGUUCUCCAAGUCAAAGACGGAUAUGGCAUGGAUGAACACAUUUUGCGCCCAGGAACCAAGCGCAACGAUGCCAUCAUCACAUACCAGGAAAGCCUCGGUGGACCGAUGGCGUCAGGUUUCUUGGAGAUGGUUGGAUUUCCUCGCAUCGACGAGUAUCUCGAGAAAGACGCGCAGUACAGAAAGGCAAAAGCCGAGAAUGGCGGAAUUGAUCCGUUCUGUCCGUACAACCAGCCUCAUUUCGAACUGGACUUCGUCUGUAUGUUCGGCAGUGCUUUCCAGUGGCAUUACCCGACUCCAAAGAGGGGCAACUAUAUCACUGUCAUGGUUGACCUUGUUCGUCCUUUGUCCAAGGGUGGUGAAGUGACGCUUAACAGCGCCGAUCCCCUCCAACAAGCUCAUAUCAACCUCGAUUAUUUCAACAAUGAGCUCGACAUCAUUGCGAUCCGGGAAGGCAUCAGGUUCAGCUAUGACGUCUUGAAGAAUGGCGAAGGGUUCAAGGACAUCAUUGUUGAUGAAUAUCCAUGGGAGAUGCCUUUAGAUGAUGAUGAUUUGAUGAGGCGAACUGUAUUGGAACGCUCUCAGACUUCCUUUCACCCCUGCGGUACCACCCGUUUGUCGAAAAAUAUCGGUCAAGGUGUACUCGACCCUUCCCUGAAAGUCCACGGGAUCAAAAAUCUGCGGGUAAUUGAUGCUUCGGUGAUGCCUGUUAUUCCAGACUGUCGGAUCCAAAACUCGGUGUACAUGGUGGCAGAGAAAGGGGCGGAUCUCAUCAAGGGAGAUCACACCGAUUUGUUUGUCCACUGA